This is a messenger RNA of Capsicum annuum, 615 nucleotides long. RefSeq lists its product as uncharacterized. Bases 1 to 615 code for a protein of 204 amino acids. Lineage: Eukaryota; Viridiplantae; Streptophyta; Magnoliopsida; Solanales; Solanaceae. The transcript has a single exon. The record is from RefSeq and is a predicted model, not a curated record.
AUGUAUGUUGAUGAUAUGUUGAUUAAUAGUGAAAGCCUGAAACUGAUAAAAGAGACUAAAACAGACCUACAACAAGCCUUCAAAAUGAAAGAUCUCAGAGAAUUGAGAUACUUUCUGGGCAUUGAGUUUGCAAGGUCUGAAAAAGGGAUCCUAAUGUAUCAAAGGAAAUAUGCUCUACAACUUUUGUCUGAUCUUGGAUUAGCAGCAGCCAAACCUACAACAACUCCUAUUGAUUAUAAUGCAAAGAUGAAUACUGUGGAAUUUGAUGAGCAUGUUAAAGGAAAAUCAGAGAAUGACCCUCUUGCUGAUCAAAGAGCUUAUCAGAAACUGAUUGGGAAGUUAUUGUACUUAACUAUGACUAGACCAGACAUAUCUUUCAGUGUUCAGACACUAAGUCAGUUCCUUCAACACCCCAAAAAAUCUCAUAUGAAAGCAGCUAUAAGGGUGGUAAGGUAUAUCAAGAAUCAACCAGGUCAAGGAAUGCUUCUAUCCAGCAGUACAAAUAGUCAGGUAAGUGCCUAUUGUGAUGCAGACUGGGCAUCUUAUCCUCAGACUAGAAGGUCAAUCACUGGGUAUCUUGUGAAUAUUGGUGACUCUGUGGUGUCUUGGAAAUAA